Molecule: messenger RNA, 627 nt
Organism: Racocetra fulgida
Lineage: Eukaryota; Fungi; Glomeromycota; Glomeromycetes; Diversisporales; Gigasporaceae
Source: the annotation of a GenBank genome assembly
AUGCAAAUAUCUAUAUUACGCACUUGGAACAGAAAACAAAAAAAGAACAAUCCACUUUUAAGACUUUGUAAACACCAACACACCAGUGUUGCUGAAAAACGUUCACCAUUAUCCAGUAUUAUAUUCGAAGAAACCAAUAUCUAUCCUUCAAAUAAAAAUGUUAAUAGCCAAAAUAACUUUCAAAAGAAUGAUAAACAAGGUGUCUUUCAAGAGAAUUAUAAGAAUGAUAGCCAAGGUGACUUUCAGGAGAGUGACAGUGACUUCCAAGAGUGUGAUAGCGAUUUCCAAGAGUGUGAUAGCAAUUUCCAAGAGAGUGAUAGCGACUUUCAGGAGAAUAAUAGCGAUAGUUUCUCCUAUUACUCAGAUCUGCAAGAUUCUGAAGAGUUUGGUAGACUAAUUGAAGAGGAUAAAGAAUUUGAGGAUGAAAUUAGUAUAACAGAUUUUAUAUUAGAAAAAUCUUUUAAAUCGCAAUGUGGAUACUUAUGGUUAGCUGAUGAACAAUUUGCGAUAAUACCAACUAGAUGGAUUCAAAAUCAAGUGAAGGUUUGGCUCAUGGAUCAACCUGAACCUAAUGAGUAUGAAUAUUUUGUGGAUGAAAUAGUGUAUCAAAAUAAUAAUCGAUCAUAG